Molecule: messenger RNA, 2646 nt
Organism: Botrytis cinerea B05.10
Lineage: Eukaryota; Fungi; Ascomycota; Leotiomycetes; Helotiales; Sclerotiniaceae
Exons: 3
Coding region: 232-2589 (785 amino acids)
Source: RefSeq, a predicted model, not a curated record
GUCAUAUAUUCUUUGGGUACAAGUUUACCCCACCAUUCCCAUAUCCAGAUAUACCAUGCGCCAAUAAGAGUCGAUCUCUACCUUUCCCGAGUAUGUAUCGUAAGGUUACUCCGCAUUAACCUAAAGUCUUACAUGUUCAGACCAUUUAUGCUUACUUCAUUGUAAUAUUUAAUAUGUAGCGAGAGCCUGUGCAGCAUGCAUAAGUUUUCUCAGAUCCAUUUUCUUGUCAACAUGCAUUUUAUUCGACGACAAUGGCUUUGCUUAUUCUUGUUUUACACCACAAUAUUAACGAUUAUUGUAAGAGCGACGACACUACAAUCUAUUCAAGGCUUGGUCAAUCUCUUGAAACGAAGACUACCUGCUCAUGUUGGUGACUUUGAGUUUCGUAUACAAAACAAUCAUACGCCAGGAGUAACAAAUGAUGAAUAUGUUGUAUCUCAAUCUGCUACAGGAAAGAUUUUGAUUGAAGGGAAUUCAAUAAGUGGUAUUGCUAGUGGGCUACGCAAAUACUUUAUAGAUAUUUUGCACGUGGAUAUUUGGUGGUAUAUUGGCUCUCAGCUACAUCUUGCUCCCGAAAGUUUACCGACUUUGAAUUCGAUCUUAAAAGGGACAAGUAUUGUACCAUGGCGUUAUCAUUUCAAUACUGUCACAUUCUCGUAUCAAGCCGCCUUUUGGACAUGGGAAGAUUGGGAACUUCAAUUGGAUUGGAUGUCCCUUCACGGUAUCAAUCUCUCUCUAGCCUGGGUAGGUUAUGAGAAAACAUUACUUAACACACUCCUCACCAUUGGACUCACCACUGAUGAGAUACUCUCAUUUUUCUCCGGUCCUGCCUUUCAAGCUUGGAAUCGAUUCGGUAAUAUUCAAGGGUCUUGGGGUGGAACCAUUCCUCUUGCUUGGAUUGAGGAUCAACACCUUCUUCAAAAGAAAAUUGUGCAAAGAAUGGUAGAAUUAGGUAUUACACCUGUUUUACCCGCUUUCACCGGUUUUGUCCCAAGAGAUUUGAGACGAGUAGCACCUAAUGCAAAUAUCAUUAACGGAAGUGAUUGGGGAAAUCUCUUCCCAUUCGAAUAUUCAAAUGAUACGUUUCUAUACCCAAUCGAUCCUCUUUUUAAGACUCUGCAACAUACUUUUCUUAGUCUUCAGUCCGAAUACUAUGGAAAUGUAUCACACAUCUACACACUCGACCAAUUUAACGAAAACCUUCCUGCAUCUGGUGAUCCCUUGUAUUUGGGUAACAUAUCACGUGGUACUUACGAUUCUCUCCAAUCCUUCGAUUCAAAUGCUACUUGGAUGUUACAAGGAUGGCUUUUUUACGCUGCUUCAUCAUUUUGGACACAAGAUAGAGUUGAAGCUUAUCUUGGUGGGGUUCCAAAGAAUGAGAGCAUGUUAAUACUUGAUCUCUUUUCCGAAUCUUUUCCGGAGUGGGAAAAUACACAUCAAUAUUAUGGAAAACCAUGGAUUUGGUGUCAAUUACAUGGUUAUGGUGGUACUCCUGGUAUUUAUGGUCAGAUAUAUAAUAUCACGAAUUCCUCGAUUGAAGCAUUCCGAAAUUCUGAGAAGAUGGUUGGAAUGGGAAAUACGAUGGAAGGGCAGGAUGGAAAUGGACUGAUGUAUGAAUUACUUUUGGAUCAAGCUUGGAAUUCUAAUCCUAUUGAUACUAAGGAUUACUUCAAAAGUUGGGUAGCGAAACGAUAUCAUAUCGCUGGUUUUAAGCAAUUGCCAUCGGAGAUAUACUCAGCAUGGGAAACUCUCCGUACAACAGCCUACAACAACACAAAUCUAACUCUUGCAGACAGUCUUCCAAAAUCUUUAUUGGAAAUGCAACCUAACAUUACCGAAAACCAUGGAAGAUUAGGCCAAUCUUUGACAAUCGAUCUCUUUAAUCCUGCUGAUUUAUUUAGAGCAUGGGGAUUGUUAUAUAAUGCUUCGAUAUCCGUUCCAGAACUCUGGUAUGACAAUGGAUGGAAAUUUGAUAUGGUGGAUGUUACAAGACAAGUUCUGUCGGAGAGGUUCAAAUUGGAAUACGUGGAUUUGAUUGAGAAAUAUACAGCGGAGAUUGAUUUUGAAGCAACAAGUGAGAAUUUGAGCAUGAUUUUGAGGAGUUUAGAUGAUAUUCUAUCUACUUCUCCUCAUUUCAGAUUGGAUACUUGGAUAAAUGCGGCCAUUGCUUCUUCACCGAACUCUUCCACGUAUCCUAUUCCCUCAUCCGAUGGCUCUUCGGAAUUAAAUAUCACACAGACGCAACAUUUAUUCGCCUACAAUGCUAUUAAUCAAAUUACUAUCUGGGGACCAACAGGUCAAAUCAAUGAUUAUGCAUCUAAAAGUUGGGGAGGUCUUGUACGUGGGUAUUAUUUGAAAAGGUGGGAGAUUUUUCUCGAUUAUAUUGGGAAAGUGAGGUUUAACGAUUUCAAUGCCACAGAAUUGAGAAGAAAGUUGGGAGACUUUGAGUUAGGCUGGCAAUGGGAUGGUUGGAUUGAUGUUUUAGGAGAGAGUGAUGAAGAGGGUGAUGAAGCGGAUGAUGGAAGAGAUUUGAAAGAGUUAAUCGAGAAGUUACAUGAAGAACUGAAUGGUGAGCGUAACUUCAACUAAUUAUUAUAUCCAUAAAUUAUCAAUAAAUAUUUGAUCAAAAUCUAGGUAGUGUUUUCA